AUGGCCUCGUCCGAUUCCAACCAUCACUCUUCUAAUGGAGAGAUUGACUUCGAGAAACCGCAAGGCCCGCCCAUUGAGCCGGCAGAGGAGGAGUCUAGGAAGAUUACGGGCUUGAAGGCUAUUGUCACGGCGUUUGACGAAACGGAGGACUUGCCAUGGCUCUCAGUCGGGUACAUUUAUGAUCGGUGGAAUGGCUAUGGUUCUUCCCCUUGGGAAAACUCUACACCUUAUAUGAUACUAAAUGGGUGUAUAUUGUUUCGGACUGUCAUCUUCAUGGCUGCCUCGGCACUCUAUGGCGCAGCCCCUACCAUGACAGCUGAAAUAAUCGGUCGUGUCUUCGCUGGAGCUGGAGGAAAUGGAAUGUACUUUGGUCUUCUGGCGCUUAUGUCCACCGAUACUACAAGUAAAGAAAGACCACAGUACCUAAGCUUAACGUGGUGGCCUGGUCUGGGGUUUGGGUACUGUCCUUGGGCCAGUUAUUGGGGGGGCUUUGAGCUAUACAAUUGGCGUUGGGCCUUUUAUAUCAACCUCCUCUUUGGUGCUGUUCUAUUACCCACUUACUUCUUUGUUAUACCCUCAAGUAAUCCCCUAUCAGGUGUCCCUCAGCGCCAGAAACUAGCUACCUUUGACUGGAUGGGUACCCUCCUCAGCAUUGGUGCCUUUGUUACCCUCGUCAUGGCAAUCAAUUUCAGUGGAACCUUAUAUGCCUGGGACAGUGGACAGGCCAUCGCUUUAUUUACUAUUUCAGGAGUCUUAUGGGUUGUCUUUACCGUUCAGCAGAGCUUCAACAUCCUUACAACAAAGGAGAGCCGGAUGAUGCCAAUUCACCUUUGCGUCCAAAAGGAGCCAAUCUUGCUGUUUAUUUCAUGUGCUACUGUCGGUGCCAUUGCCUAUAUCACCGUCUACUAUAUUCCUAUCUAUUUUCAGUUCACCCGUGGAGACACUGCUCUCCAGUCUGCGGUUCGACUAUUGCCACUCAUCUUUCUGCUCAUCACAUUUAUGACAUUGAGUGGAGUCUUUAUGUCACGGGUUGGAUUUUAUAAACCAUGCUAUGUGGGAGGUAGUAUAUUGGCUCUUAUUGCUUCUACACUCAUGGCAACCAUCGUCAAUAUCAAUACCUCGCCAGGGGUAAUUUAUGGCUUAGAAGCCAUUUUAGGUAUUGGAGCUGGUGUAUAUACACAGGCAUCUUUUGCUGUUAUUCAAGCAGUUGUUGACCCAGCAGAUGCAUCGAAUUGCCUUACUCUUAUGUUAAUUGCACAACUUGGGGGCAUGACUCUAGGUUUAUCUAUUAGCGGUGCUCUCUUUGUUAAUAUUGCCAAAGGGGGCUUAGUAGACCUCUUCCCUAACUUGCCUCUAGAAGAUAUUCAACAAAUUCUCUCUGGCACAAGUAGUGAUUCUUUGAAAAUGCUGUCACCAGAGUUGCGCACGGAGGCUUUGACUCUCAUUGUCUCAGCUUGGCAGAAAAUUUUCAUCUGUGUAUAUGCUAGUGCCGCAGUCAGUCUAGUCUGUUCUCUUCUUCUAUCACACAAACGCGUCAACGUUUCUACAAAAACUGAAAAUAACUAG
This is a messenger RNA of Microsporum canis CBS 113480, 1566 nucleotides long. RefSeq lists its product as hypothetical. The transcript has 8 exons. NCBI's taxonomy places the organism in Eukaryota, Fungi, Ascomycota, Eurotiomycetes, Onygenales, Arthrodermataceae. The coding region runs from base 1 to 1566 and encodes 521 amino acids. Gene Ontology annotation, molecular function: transmembrane transporter activity. The record is from RefSeq and is a predicted model, not a curated record. Gene Ontology annotation, biological process: transmembrane transport.